Perkinsus marinus ATCC 50983 is the source of this 1155-nucleotide messenger RNA. RefSeq names its product anaphase-promoting complex, putative. NCBI's taxonomy places the organism in Eukaryota, Perkinsozoa, Perkinsida, Perkinsidae. Gene Ontology annotation, biological process: anaphase-promoting complex-dependent catabolic process; protein K11-linked ubiquitination. The record is from RefSeq and is a predicted model, not a curated record. The coding region runs from base 1 to 1155 and encodes 384 amino acids. Gene Ontology annotation, cellular component: anaphase-promoting complex. The transcript is spliced from 10 exons.
AUGACCCGUCGUUCGCCGGGUGAGAUCCUCACCUCGUUCUCGGAGCUAGGCUCCUCUCCAGCGUCACACUCGGCGUCCCCUUCCCGCAGGGCAGCUCAAGCCAUCAGGAGCCGAUUCCUCAGCAGUCCGGCGACGGCUGCAGCGGCACGGGGCCUGCAUGAGAUAGGCGACCGUUGUCGAUGGUCCCUCUCAUCUGCCAAGCCUGGGUAUGGGGUACUUCAAUUGAAGGACAAUUCCGAAGAGACGUUCUGGCAGAGUGAUGCGAUGUCAGCGAUUACCUAUUCCAUGGACGAGCAAAGGGCUCAGCAGCCGGGUGAGGUUCAUAUGUUCGUCUCGUACAAGGCCGAUGAGUCGUACACUCCCUCAACCAUUUCCGUUCGGAUAGGAAAUACCCUUUUUGAUCUCAACGAAAUCCAGAGAUUGGCUUUAUAUCAGCCAGAAGGGUGGAUAGUCAUACCGCUAGCUCUUACACGGACGAAUGACAAUCCUGAUUACCAUCUCCAACGAGGAGUUACUUUCCGGGAUGAUAUUGUUGCACAAUCGUUCGUGAGGACCUUCUACCUCCAGCUCGCUAUCCUGAACAACCAUCAGAACGGCCGAGAUACUCACAUACGACAAGUCCGUGUAUAUGGUCCCCGACCACCUGAGCCGUCAAUAGCUGUCACCAACGGCGGAGACGAGGAGAACUGGGGUCUAUCGGUUUUCAACACGACCACGAUGCUGCCACCAUCGACACUUAGCGAACCGCAGACGACUAAAGUGGCGCACAGUGAAUCGCACACGAGGGAUACUCGUGGGACCGCCUCGGCUAAGAAGUGGCUUCGAAUGAUACUCGAGGAAACUAGAAAAACAGCUAUCGAACGGCUCCUGGUGGUAGAGCAAAGUUUGGGGAAUCUCGAAAACGUCGCGAUUCUGCGACGAUCGCUGGACGAGUUGAAAUGGCGACAGUGGGAUCGGAAUGGGAGAAUGACCAGGAACGAUGGCUGCAGGCUAAAUCGCCGUGAACGUCGCUCCCGCUCGGUUGGCAGCUACUCGAAGAUUGACACAGUGGAGUCCCCCGAGAUUGGCGGCAUCACGGAGAAGGUUGGGAAGAAGGACCAGUUGUUCAAAUCAGCGGUCCUCAAUCGGUUACAGGAGUUACGAUCGGACGAGUGA